Molecule: messenger RNA, 636 nt
Organism: Maudiozyma saulgeensis
Lineage: Eukaryota; Fungi; Ascomycota; Saccharomycetes; Saccharomycetales; Saccharomycetaceae
Source: the annotation of a GenBank genome assembly
AUGAACUCUGAAAAAAAUAAAGUUAGUCCCAGAGAGGAAAUUCAAUUACAAAUUGGUAUCAUCGGAGAUGCACAAGUUGGGAAAACUUCCCUAAUGGUUAAGUAUGUGCAGGACAUAUAUAAUAAAGAAUAUACACAGACACUGGGUGUUAAUUUCUUAAAGAAAAGAAUACGACUUAGAUCAACAGAUAUAACAUUAUCUUUAAUGGAUUUGGGUGGACAACGUGAAUUUAUUAAUAUGCUACCAUUGGCUGCAAUGGAUUCGUAUUGUAUUAUAUUAUUAUUUGAUUUAACAAGACCGGAAACAUUGAAAUCGGUUAAAGAAUGGUAUAGACAAGCUUUUGGUUUAAACAAAAACGCUAUCCCAAUUCUUGUUGGAACUAAAUAUGAUUUGUUUAUUGAAAUGGAUCAAGAUUACCAAGAAGAAAUUUCAAGGACUUGUCUCAAAUACGCUCAAAUAAUGGAUUCCCCUGUUAUAUUUUCGUCAUCUGCAUAUUCAAUUAACAUUCAAAAAUUAUUCAAAAUCAUAAUAUCAAAGAUUUUUAAUCUAACGUUGACAUUAGCUGAAAUUAGUGAUAUCGGGGACCCAUUAUUGAUUUAUAAAGAAUUUGGGAAUACACAUUUAAAUGGGUUAUAA